Blastomyces dermatitidis ER-3 is the source of this 2734-nucleotide messenger RNA. Its product is annotated as nuclear protein localization protein 4. NCBI's taxonomy places the organism in Eukaryota, Fungi, Ascomycota, Eurotiomycetes, Onygenales, Ajellomycetaceae. The transcript has 5 exons. Bases 190 to 2022 code for a protein of 610 amino acids. Gene Ontology annotation, cellular component: nucleus. Gene Ontology annotation, biological process: ubiquitin-dependent protein catabolic process. Gene Ontology annotation, molecular function: ubiquitin protein ligase binding; ubiquitin binding. The record is from RefSeq and is a predicted model, not a curated record.
CUUCGAUCAGCUUCUUCUCUUAUUGCAACCUCCAGGCAACUUCCCACUGGCAGGCCCCGACUUCACCUCCACUGCUGAAUAUUUUUGUAUCCUCACCAUGGCCUGAGUAUUCCAUUUUUGAUUGAAUAUUAUCUUUGAUCCUCCGGUGCACUCCCGGCCCUUACCUCCCCUCACCCACACAUCACAAUCAUGGCGCCGGCAAGACCUAUACUGCUACGGUUCGAGAGCCGGAACGGCCAGUUCAGGUUAACGGUGAACCCGACAGACGAAUUCCCAUCCCUUCUGCCAAAGGUGCUGGAUAACCUUCCCAAGAAUACUGCUCCUCCAUCUGUUGUACUUUCGAACAAACCGAUAGGGACUGGAGGCCAGGAAAGAAAUAUCUCAACUCUGAAGGGGCUUACUAUCCAGCGGGUUGGACUAUCUCACGGAGACAAACUUUUCGUUGGUUAUGAAGAAGAGACCGCUGUGGUAAAUGGCAGCUCGAGUGACCAUCCAUCCUCUACCUCCCGACCACAGAACGGAUCACGUCGCCUAGACGGCGUUGCGGUGAGGCAACAAGAACCAGUUCCUCCUCCUGCUCAGGCGAUAACAUCUACGACGCUUAUUAAGACCCCGUGGGAGGUUGUUAAGCAGUCACCCCUCGAUGAUCGAUUGGAUGGAAAGGAUGGAAAAAUAAGUCGUGGCCUAGAUUACAAAAUGUGCAGGCAUGGACCAAAAGGCAUGUGCGAUUAUUGUAUGCCCUUGGAGCCAUAUGCACCUGAGUAUCUUGUGGAGAAGAAGAUAAAACACCUCUCAUUUCACUCAUAUCUCAGGAAAAUAAAUUCAUCUACAAAUAAGCCGGAGUUAAAGAGUUCCUAUAUUCCCCCUCUCACAGAACCCGACUACAGGGUGAAAAGAGACUGUCCAUCCGGCCAUCCCGCUUGGCCAGAGGGGAUCUGCACCAAGUGCCAACCAAGUGCGAUCACGCUGCAGCCCCAACCAUUUCGUAUGGUUGAUCACGUUGAGUUUUCUUCUCCUGACCUGAUUAAUUGUUUAUUGGACUUUUGGCGAAAAUCUGGAGCUCAACGACUUGGCUUUUUAUACGGAACUUAUGAGGAGUAUACCGAAGUUCCUCUUGGGAUAAAGGCUGUCGUCCAAGCAAUCUAUGAACCACCACAACUCGGUGAAAUAGAUGGUGUGACGCUUCACGAAUGGAGUAACGAAAAGGAUGUUGACGAAGUUGCCAAAUUAUGUGGAUUGGAGAAAAUUGGUGUCAUAUUCACAGACCUCAUGGACGCCAGAGCUGGGGAUGGUACAGUUAUUUGCAAACGGCAUAUUGACUCUUACUAUCUCUCUUCUCUGGAAAUUAUUUUUGCAGCACAACUGCAAGCCAGAUACCCAAAAGCAACAAAAUGGAGUGAAACGGGCCAGUUUGGAUCGAAUUUUGUCACUUGUGUGCUUAGCGGAGAUGAGGACGGUGCAAUUUCGAUUAGCGCAUACCAAGCAUCUAACUCCGCAGUUGAAAUGGUGAAAGCCGAUAUAAUUGAGCCCUCUGCAGAUCCCGGGGUUAUGCUUGUACAACAAGAAAACGAACCUGAUGAUGAUCUGAGCAAAGCUCGGUAUAUUCCCGAGGUAUUUUACCGCAGAGUCAACGAGUAUGGCGCCAAUGUCCAGGAAAAUGCGAAACCGAGUUUCCCUGUUGAAUACCUCCUUGUCACUCUAACCCAUGGGUUCCCAACUGACCCUGACGUUAUGUUCAACGAUUCGACUUUCCCAAUCGAAAACCGCGAGGUCAUUGGAGAGAGCCAGGAUUUGAGAACGCUCGCUAAUAAGCUGGUGUCGCACGGUGACCCUAACAAGGCGAUAUGUGCUGUAUCGGACUUCCAUCUCCUUUGCUUCCUCCAUGGGCUUGGAAUCUUAAAUAAGGACGAAGAAUCUCUUUUAUGUACCGUUGCCCGGACCCAUGAUCCCGCGGAUGGCAUGCAAUUAGUCAACACACCCGGCUGGGCCACCUUGGUUACAAUACUUCAGGAGAGCGCUUAGGAUAGCAUUUUCCCAAACCAUAUCCACCCUCUCGUGAUAGAAUUUCCUUGCUCUCGUUACGAAAAUCGGAUUUGCAGUUUAAAUACAAUAUGGUGCAUAUACGUUCACGAACCUUUGCCAACCCAUCUUUCUAUUUACCAUCCUACUUCGAGAUGCUUCGCUAGCACCGCGUCUACCUGCACCUCUAUCUCUUACUACUGGCAUAGCUUUCUCUUCACAGUCAUUCCUUUCAAACCCAACUAAAACCGCGCCUUGUCCUGAUAGCGAUGAAUGGAAGCGCAAGGAGAUUGGGGGUCAGAAUAGCCUGAAGCUAUGCACUCGGAACUUCUGUGGUUUUUAUUAAAAAAGAUAAACCGAACAUAGUCAGCUUGAGCAUCAUUGAAUAAUAGUAAAUGAUCAAUGUAAUGCUGAUGAGAAUUUGGAGCUUCCGUGAAUUUUAUCUCCGAUUACCCCUUUCCCUCUUGGAUUUAUCAUUUAUCAUUUAUCAUGGCAUUUUAGAGAUCGAGCAGGAUGACAUUUAUUUACACCAAUUAGCUCAAGACUUUAAUAUUUACAGUUUAGAUCCACUUGCCCAAACAUGCGCCUUGCUCGGGUUACGCAAUUGAAUAAAAAAAUAGAAAAGGAAAAAAAAGGAAAAAAAGGGAAAAAAGGAAAAAAAGAAAAAAAAGGAAAAAAAGAGAGAAAAGAAAAAAAGAAAAGAAAAGAAAAGAAA